CAAAUGUUAUUUACGUCAAAUGUUUGGACACAGCAUACCUAACAAUUGGAUCGCUUGGAAAAUAAGUAAUAUAAAAGCAUAGGAUACUGGAGUGAGGUCAAAGAUGAUCAUUGAAAAUUCCCUCAUAAUUUGAAAGUUUGAAAUUUGAUCAGAAAGGAGUUUCAAAUACUUAACUGUGGGAAAAAUGAAACAAAAAAGAAAUAAGUAUGAGCAUCAUACGAAAAUAACUUUGAUGUGCCGUAUUUGUUUAACACAAAGUAAUAAUGUAAUGUAUAAAUUAGAGGAAGAAUUCGAAAUUCAAGAUGCAUUGAUGUCUUAUUUGGAAGCACUGGAGUAUGUCACAACUUCAAAAAUUGUUGUCAAUGGAGACUACCCAGAAAAUAUUUGUCCUGUGUGUGCCAGUGUUCUCAAAAUGGCCUUUGAGUUUAUUAAGCAGUUCAAAGAAUCACAACUAGAACUCAGAAAACGGUUCAAUCAUGAUUUAAGUGAACCAGAAUUUGACGGAAGUGUGAAAAGAGAAAAAGAAGAUAACACUCCAAAUGUAGAGUUAAUUUUUCAGAAUAACAAAUUCAAUAUAAACGAUUUACUAGUCGUAGAAAAACAAGAAACAGAGAAUUGCACUUUUGAGGGGUUUUUAGGGAACCUUGGAAAAGAAGUAACAGCCACCUUUGUUGAAAAUUUGGAGAGUAAAAAUUGCAACAAUAUAGUGAAAGACAUCAUUUCAGUUUCAGUAAUUGGUAAAGACCGGAUUAUACCUGUUAGUCAACUUCAGAUUGAUGAAGAUGCCAAUGUGAUAGAAUAUGUUUUAGAUGAAAACUCCAUAAAUCAUGCAUCUAUUGAGGAAAAUUCGACCAAUGGAGAUAGCUUGUCUGAACAAUCGGAAAGUAUAGAAAUAAAUAUGAACGAUGAAAGCUUAUAUGAAAAUAAAAAUAUUGAAUUUAUUGUUAGUGAUAUUCCAGAACAAGACACAAUUGAAUCCCUUAUAAUUGAUAGAACUGAGAUAACAGAUGAUAAUAGUGCAACUGAGAAUACAUGUAACAAUGGAGCUCCAAGACGUAAAAAAGUUGUUAAAGUUGGUAAGAGACGAAAAAAAACAAUAAUGAAGGAGAUCGAGGAUGAAUUUGAAAAAGAAAUCAAAUUUAUAUGUGAAAUUUGUCAAAGUAUUUUUCAAACUAGAAAAAGCUUGAAAGCUCACAAAAGAGUGCAUUUUCCCAAAGAAGAAACUUUUACUUGUGAGAUUUGCGGCUACUUAUGUAAAACAAGAUCAGCUUUUAUUCAUCAUAGACUCAAACAUGACGAAAAAAAAUUCCAAUGCCAAUUAUGUGACAAAGCAUAUCGUACCAAGGCCGUUUUGAAAGUGCAUAUGGACACACAUGCAAAUAAACGUCAACACCUGUGUAAUGUUUGCGGUAAAGGUUUCAACUAUCCAAUUGCAUUAAGGUAUCAUAUGCGUCUCCACACAGGAGAAAAAAACUACAACUGCGAAUUUUGUAACAAGAGCUUUCGAAUGAAAAAUUCCCUCAAUCGACAUAGACGUACACACACUGGUGACCGGCCUUAUAGAUGCAAAUUCUGCAGCCGAAAAUUUUUCUCAAGAGGAGAAGUAACUUGCCACGAAUACACUCACACCGGUUACAGGCCAUAUCACUGCAAGUACUGCCGAAGGGGCUUUUCCAAGACACACAAUCUCAAGGUUCAUCUGUUGUCACACUCUGGUGAUUAUCAAUGUAAUUAUUGUCGUAGGAGUUUUAUUGAAGGGGAUAUUUUAUCAAUGCAUUAUAAGAUUUCUCAUAAGGAUCGCUUACAACAGGAUGAAGGAGAGAGCACUGAUAGUCACAGAGGAAAUGAUGAGUCACUUGAUUUCUCGGAUCAAAAACAAGCAUCAGAAUGAGUUUCAUCGUUGUUCCAGAAAAAAUUGAGUGAAAAUAAUUUGUUUUUUGUUAUACAAUAAAUAAUAUAAUACUUUGUA
Molecule: messenger RNA, 1969 nt
Organism: Leptinotarsa decemlineata (Colorado potato beetle)
Lineage: Eukaryota; Metazoa; Arthropoda; Insecta; Coleoptera; Chrysomelidae
Biological process (GO): regulation of DNA-templated transcription
Cellular component (GO): nucleus
Molecular function (GO): RNA polymerase II cis-regulatory region sequence-specific DNA binding; DNA-binding transcription factor activity, RNA polymerase II-specific; zinc ion binding
Source: RefSeq, a predicted model, not a curated record